UUAAGUAUCGAAUGAAACUCUUUUAUAAACUCCUCAUAAAGCAUGUACGUUUUUCUGCAAGUUGUGGCAUUAGAAAUAAAGCACCGUGCGUGCUCGCUGUAAAAGAUGGCGAUUUAUAAAAACUAUAGAGAUGCUCUCCGGAGAAUAGCGUAGGAUUCACGAAGGCUUUCCUCGGUGGCAUGAGGCAGCCCCCAGGGACGACCACAAAAGGUGCGUAGCCUCGAUCCUCGAUCCUCUAUCCUCGGAACGCAGGGUUGAUUUAUGAGCCGAUGGUGGGGAGAACGCAUGCGCACCAGGCCACAGGAUUCACUGGGGUCUAUCCCCACCUCCAUAGAGGAACCCGGCAGAGCAUUCAGCCUCCUCCCUUCUUCGUCGGUUCCUUGUCCACUCGGUUAUUAAAACCGAGGCGACACGGUCGGCAACCAGCAAUUAUCUGGCGAACGCUCGGAGCCGCGCACGCUCCGAUCCGAGCGCAGUUCUUUUCGCUUUUCUUUUAGUUUUUCUUUUCGUUUUCGUUUUGCUUACCCACGGUAUCAGUGAUUAAGAUCGCGGGAUUACUUUGUCUCUUGUUCCAUCGAGGGAACACGUGUCGAAGGAUCACGCUCAUCGAAGGAGUAAUUAUAUUUGUGAAAGAGAGAAGCACGAGAAGUCGGAAAUCGAAGUGAUGGCACAAGUGAUGCAGUUUCAACAGAUGUGCAUGCCGACGAUGUCUCCGAUGCCGGGCAUGACGCCGAUGUCUGGCCUCUCGAUGCCGAUGCACCAGGCAACGGCGAUGGACUACGGAAGUCCGGGCAUCCAUUAUCAGCCGUACAAUCCUGCAUUAGGCAGUCAUCAUCUUCAGACCAGCCAAUCCGGCUACUGGUAUCCUGGAUCCUCGAGUCACGGUCAAAUUACGGAGCCGCUGACGCCGCCAGCGUACACGAUGCCGAGCGUAUCGAGCAGUACCGCAUCGUGGACCACUCAAACGCACCUCGGCCAGCCUCAGUUAACGACGAUCUCGGCGAUUCAGCAUUAUUCUUUGCCACCGAGUCCUGCCGAACUUCCACCGAGCCCUCAGGAUCACGCGUCGCCGUACCAGUGGCCGUUGACGCCGCCAGCGGAACAUCAUUUGCUCGGAACGGACGAGACCGGUAAAGCCGGCAGAAAGUGUACGAGAUGCCGAUGUCCAAACUGCCAAACGGAUAGUGGAGCUCAGUUGGGAAUCGACGGUAAAAGGCAACACGUGUGUCACGUGCCUGGAUGCGGUAAAGUGUACGGCAAAACCUCUCAUUUGAAGGCGCAUCUCAGGUGGCACACCGGCGAACGACCUUUCGUUUGCAAUUGGCUGUUCUGCGGCAAACGAUUUACCAGGAGUGACGAGCUGCAACGUCACCUACGAACUCACACGGGAGAAAAAAGAUUCGCUUGUCCUACGUGCGGAAAAAGAUUCAUGCGGAGCGAUCAUUUGACCAAACACGUGAAAACGCACGAGAAUCAGAAGAGGAAAAGUUCCGCGGCCAAGAAGGAAUCGAACAAGGAGAAUUCGUUGCACGCUGCGCCCACGCAGAGUUCGUAUCCAUCGAUUGGCGCACAGUAUACCAUGAUUUAGAAUUGACAAUUUUAGACAAUUCGAGUCGAGAAAGGAGUUGACGUUCACGGUGCUAACCGAUACGACCGCGGAAUCAUUGCGUGCCCGUCCUUGUAAAUACUUUUACGAAUGUUCCUUGUUUUGUUGUAAUUAUUGUACAUAGAGAGAAAAUGAUAUAUUUUUGUAAAUUAUACCUAGGAUUAAGUGGUUGUACUUAAAUUACGAUACGAAUUAAAAUGAUUAACGAUAAUACGUGUAGGUUAUUGAACGAUCCAAACUCGACAAAUCAAAUGCUCCUUUAACCUGUUCGUGUAGCGUUGCAGCGUGGACUAGGCGUGAUCAGAACGAACGUAAAUUUUAUGCGGACCAAAGCCUCGAUUUACCGUGAAAAUUCACAUAAUAACGAAUCAUUCCCUUGCCGUAUAUCAGGUUCCUCCUCGACAUCUUCCUGUCAUACGAUACAUCACGAGACCCGCCCAAGGAGCACAAUGCGGCGUGGAUACUUUAGAAUCGAGCCCUUCUUCGUCGUUUUCGAUGAUUUUCUACCUGGCAGGUGUUUCGAUAAAUGGAAAAUGUCAUUUCGUAUAAACUCUAUAACUCCACAUAGUCCUUUCGUUUUUUUUUUUUUGGAUAAAUUAGUAGAAAAGAUCGUUUCUAUUUACGGCUGCGAGAUACGCGAAGGAGAUUUUCUCGGUCCAACUGGGGCAAAGUUUUUAAAGGUACUUCGAAGCGGUUCGAAAACGAGUUUCUCGAGGGGGGAAAUUGAUGAAACGCGUACGGCACUGUAACGGGUCGUUUCAUUCGUAUUCCAGCCAAGAGAUGGCUGCACGGUGAAUGGAAAAAGCCCGCGUAGCCCUAUUAAGGGGGCGGCGCGCCGUAGCCCCAUAGCCCCGUUGCCCCAGCAAGGAUUCAUGGCUGGCACGUAGAGGCAGAGGUAAAGAGGCAGACGCAGAGAUAGAGGUAGAAGAAGCGCGAGAGAGGGAAAGCUAGAUGGCAAGGGAGAGAGGGAGAUCGAGGAAGAAACGAGAAGAAGGUGCGAAAGCGAGACGGAGGUGGAAGG
Molecule: messenger RNA, 2627 nt
Organism: Megachile rotundata (alfalfa leafcutting bee)
Lineage: Eukaryota; Metazoa; Arthropoda; Insecta; Hymenoptera; Megachilidae
Biological process (GO): regulation of transcription by RNA polymerase II
Molecular function (GO): DNA-binding transcription factor activity, RNA polymerase II-specific; RNA polymerase II cis-regulatory region sequence-specific DNA binding
Source: RefSeq, a predicted model, not a curated record